Messenger RNA from Drosophila kikkawai, 2418 nucleotides. Its product is annotated as nose resistant to fluoxetine protein 6. The record is from RefSeq and is a predicted model, not a curated record. NCBI's taxonomy places the organism in Eukaryota, Metazoa, Arthropoda, Insecta, Diptera, Drosophilidae. Gene Ontology annotation, molecular function: acyltransferase activity, transferring groups other than amino-acyl groups.
CGCCCUCGGUGGCCGCGCCGCGAGUCCGUUUAGCUGUUUUCUAGCCGAGAUCCAUCCAAUUGUUGUUGGAUCAUGAAGGGUCCGCUCGGUGUCCUUGCAGCCGCGCUGCUGAUCGCGGCCGUUGGCGCCCAUGAUCUCCUCUCUGGCUACUCUAAUCCCAUGCAGGAUAGCAUGGCCCAUCAGUUCUACCAUCUGGCCUCCCAGCAGCUGACCACCGAUGCCCAGAAUCAGACCCAGUUGGCACUCAGCCAUGAUAGUCGCGCCGAUGAGGAGGACGAUGCCCAGUGCCUUCAGGAUAUCAAUCGGAUUCGAGAUGCCAUCGACAACAGGGAGGAGUGGGCUCUGGAAUUUCCCGACACUUGGGGCCGCCUGCCCAUGGGUCUCUUCUGGGGCCACACCAUCAGCAUGGGCCAGUACGAGGAGUGUGUGGCUGCCACCAGCACCUACGGCACUGAGAUUCGUGGCCAGUACUGCCUGACCAGCCUGAAUAUCACCGAGUACUACUCCAGCGUAAAGAAGCGCGGCGAGGAGUUCAAUCGAAUUAGCUACAAGCAAACGGAUCCCCAGGUCUUUGAGCUGGGCAUUUGUGUACCAACGACCUGCAGUGCCAAGAAAACCGAUGAGCUGUUGAAAUAUGUCAUUGCCAAAAUCUAUGGAAAGGAUACGAUCAAUCUGGAUGAUACCAUGGUGACGGAAAAGCGUUGCAAGUACGAUGCGCCCAUCCAGCUAAGGGGUAUUGAUAUUUUUGCCAUCGUCUUCUUCAGUCUGAUUAUAUUCUUCAUGGUGGCGGCCAGUGUCUACGAUUAUAUACAGACCCGCAAGGGAGCUCCCAAGAAACCCCUUUUGGUGGCCUUCUCUGUGCUCACGAAUGCCCCCAAGAUCUUUACGGUGAAGAAGGUGAAUAAUCCCAAUGUUAUCCACUGCCUGAAUGGUCUGCGCUGCUUCAGCAUGAUGUGGGUGGUCUUUGGCCAUGGCUACAUGACCUUCUAUGAUCUGCCGCACAUCAACAAGAACAAGUUCUAUACUUGGGUCCAGACCCCCUACUCGAUGCUUGUCCAGAAUGGUUCUCUCUGCGUGGACACCUUCUUCUUCAUGUCCGGCCUGCUGAUGUGCUGGGGUGCCUUCCGUGAAAUGGAGCGGACGAAGGGCAAACUGAAUAUACCCAUGAUGUACUUCCAUCGCUACAUUCGCCUCACUCCGGUGGUGGCUGUGGUGGUUUUGUACACUCUCACCUUGUACAAGUAUUCGGGCGCAGGACCCAUGUGGUUCAAGCUGGGCACUCAGGAUCAGCGUUGCGAGGAGAACUGGUGGGCCACGUUGCUCUAUGUUCAGAACUAUGCCGUUCCCUACAGAAUUUGCAUCACCCAAUCCUGGUACUUGGCUGUGGACACACAACUGUACUUCCUGUCGCCCCUGUUCCUUAUACCCCUGUGGAAGUGGGGCAAGAAGGCUUUGGUGCCCAUCAUCAUCUUUUUGAUUCUUUGCCUUGGCGGCACCUUUGCCACCUUUAUGAUCUACGAUUUCACGUUGUUCCGCGUCCAGGACGAUCGUGUUGAUCUGCGCCAGCGCAUGACCUACUAUCCCACGCACACCCGUAUACCCACCUGGCUGAUUGGCGUGAUCUUCGGCUAUUUCCUGUUCACCCGGAACCGUGGACGCCAGAUCCCCAUGUCCAAGCCAUUGGUUUUGACUGGUUGGUUCGUGGCCUUUGGUACCAUGAUGGCCUGCAUGUGGGGUCCCUAUUGGCGCAUCCUGCCGGACACCCCAGACUCGCCGCUGAUCGAGGGCGCCUUCUUUGAGCCGCUGAGCAGGACUGGCUGGGCUCUGGCCAUUGGCUGGAUCGUUUGGGCCUGCUACAAUGGGCAUGGUGGAUUGGUGAACGACUUCCUUUCCUGGGGCUUCUUCACCGGCUUCAGCCGGCUCACCUACUGCAUGUACGUGAUCCAUCGCAUUGUCCAGCUGGUGAAUGCCGCCCGUCUGCAGACGGACACCCACUUCUCCAACUAUGAUGCGAUCCUUCGCUGGUGGCACGACUUUGGCAUUACCCUGACUGCCUCCAUUUUCGCCACUUUGGCCUUUGAGGCCCCCAUUCUGGGCAUUGAGAAGGCCAUUUUCGGCAGGGGUUCGCCCAAGCCGGCACCCAAAAAACCCACUCCCGGUGAGCUGGCCAGGACUGCCCCGGAGGCAGCGUCUCCUACUGCUGCUGCUGUUGCUUCAACUCCUGAACCCGAAACCAAAUUAGCGGAGGCCGUGGAGACCAAGGCGGAAAUCACUCCUGAGCCCAGCAGCGUUGAGAAUCCCUCCAAGGCCUAAGCUUGCUUUGAGACGAAUUUUUUGUUCCCCCAUGCGAACCGUUUUUUUUUUGUGUGUAGUUAGUUUUAUUUAUUAAAGUUUUUAGGCAAUCAAAACAAAUGGAAA